Molecule: messenger RNA, 1924 nt
Organism: Zingiber officinale
Lineage: Eukaryota; Viridiplantae; Streptophyta; Magnoliopsida; Zingiberales; Zingiberaceae
Product: trihelix transcription factor ASIL1-like
Exons: 2
Coding region: 445-1341 (298 amino acids)
Cellular component (GO): nucleus
Molecular function (GO): transcription cis-regulatory region binding
Source: RefSeq, a predicted model, not a curated record
CGACGCCACCGUAACCCUAAACUCCAGAACCCCUAAACGGCUAAACCCCAAAUCCAACUGCAUCUCCGCUCGAUGACCCCAAACCGGGUCGCUGGCUGAUCUGAUACGGUCAAACCUCCCGCCCUUACCGGCUGUUCCCGGUGGCCGCCUCCCUCGUCUUUAUUCCCCGCCCGCCAUUAAUUUAACUCGCCUCCCCGCCUUCCCCGUCAACCACCCAAAACCAACGGCGGUGAGACCCCGUCUCCCGCAUGGACCCCGCGACAACGUCGCCGCACGGCGACUGCCCCUCGCUGGCUCGCUCGCAUGCCCCUCACGUGCCUCCCCUCCCCUCGCCACCUGCCGCCCCCUCUCUCUUUCCGUCAGCUACACGACAACCGAAUAAGAGAAGAGAAACCAAGGGGCGGCGGCGAUCGGAUCUGAUCUAGAUCUGGGGAUUUGGAUCUGAUGGAGGGGAAGGAGGCAGGCGCUUCUCGGCCGGCGAACUCGGGCUUGCCGUACCGGGAGGAUUGCUGGAGCGAGGGGGAGACGUCGGCGCUGGUGGACGCCUGGGGCGACCGUUACCUCGAGCUCAACCGCGGCCAUCUCCGCCAGAAGCACUGGCAGGAGGUCGCCGACGCCGUCAACUCCCGCCGCGGUGCCACCGGGCGCCGCCAGCCUCGCACCGACGUGCAGUGCAAGAACCGGAUCGACACCCUGAAGAAGAAGUACAAGGUGGAGAAGGGGCGGAUCGGGUCCGGGUCGGGAGCCGCCGGCAGCCAGUGGCCGUUCUUCUCCCGCCUCGAUGCGCUCGUUGGAUCGUCGGCGUCUGCGGCUGCUCCCGCUGUGAAGAAGCGUCCUUUGUCGCCUCCGCUAGCCUUGCCGCUCCCGUACCAACGAAAGGGCGGGUCUUUGCCGGUUGCUGCGGCGGCCGCCGUCCGGCCAUUGAAUUUGAAGGACAAGCGUCCCACGGCGCCCUCCCUUUCUCUGGCGGACUCUAUCUUCCAGCGGGCUGCUGCUGCUGCGGCAGCAGCGGAGGAGGACGAUUACGAGGAAUAUGACGAGGACUUGGGAUCGCCGUCUAGGUCUCCGGACAGAUCUGGAUGCGGAUGGAAGAGACCUAUAGGGGACGGAGAUGGAAUCCGUGAGCUUGCGAAGGCGAUGGUGAGGUUUUCCGAGAUAUAUGAGAGGGUUGAGGUGGAGAAACAGCAGCAGACGAUGGAAAUAGAGAAGAAGAGAAUGGAGUUUGCCAAGGAGCUAGAGAUCCGGAGGAUGCAGAUGCUUGUGGAUUCACAGGUACAGCUUGUGAAGAUUAAGCGUGCCAAGCGAGCUGAUACCGAUGGUUACAUGGAGAAUCUCGAGUAACUUGGACCCAUGUUUCAUCCAUCUUCAUCCUUGUGAUCCAGGAGAUCGAUGAGACACCACAGCAACUGGUUUUUCUUCUCUUUUCAGCCGCCACUUAAUUGUGUUAUUUAAAGCUCAUUAUCUUAACGCUAGAAAGAUGCUUUGUAACCAUCAUUUGUGUGUUUAGGAAUCCAGUUUGCAGCGAAUGUUCUGUCUCUAACACCAUAUGAUUACGGAGUCAGAUAUAGUUGCAAGAUUACUGGUGUCGUGACGACUCAUCUAAUUCAGUGUUUUUAAACAGGAUCAGAUUCAGUUAUGCAAGUGAUGACCACUGAUCAUGAAUAAAUGGCUCAGGAGAGGACUCCAUACUUCAGGUAUACCGACAAUAAACUUAUCAAGUCCUUUGCGAUUCUAUAGUGCCACUAAUAGUUUAAACUUCUUGCAUUCAUAGUGUAUUAGGUGUUGCCACUAAAUACUUUGCCAAAGUGCUUGUCAAAGUUGUCACCAAGCAAUUUAAGGAUAAUUGUUUGUUUGGUAGCAUUUUAAUGUGGACUAACUUUUCUACGAGUCUUUUUUUAAUCUAUUUGAUGAAAAUUGUUUAAUA